GUGGCUGCUGCUUCCCCGAUGAGUCUCUGCUCCUCACUUUGUUCCAGCAUCUGGAGAAGAAGUGGGGCCGUCAGGUGCAGGUGUGCUUGGAGGACUUGCUGGGGAGAUGUCUCCAGUCCUUAGGGGUCUGAGGGCAAGCCAUGCUUACGGGAAUUCACUGACCACAGCGUUGCUGCCUCAGAGUAUCACAACCCAAAAAACUUCCUCCCAUCCCUGAUCGCUGAGAAUGACACCUUCUUCCCUAGCAUGGCAGAAGAAAAGGAGGACUCGUCUUCCACAGAGCUGGACGUCCCAACGGCCGAUUUGCACAGCAGCACGGAGGAUCUCCUCUCAGACUCUGCUCUCCAUGGCACGGAGUAUUACAGAGAUCUGGGAUUUCUGAGCCUGCCAAUUACCAGCACAGCACCAGAGACUGCAUCACAGCCAGAACAAGCACCCCAAGCUGUAUCUGCCUUUCGCUUAUUGGAAGAGAGACCAGAGGUUUUAAGUAAAAUGUCUGUGGAUGUUGCUUUUUCCAAUCCUGUCUCCUGCUCGGUACGUUACGGGGAGGCCGACUGCCACUUUCUGAACAGAGACCGUGUUUCCUCCUGCACAGCAGUGCCACAAGAGGGAACUGGCACCUCUGAGUGUCCUGCAGAGCCAGGCGAAGUGCUGGAGCUGCAGGAGGCUGAGGAGACCUUCCCCACGCUUGUGAGGUCCAUGUCUACCUCACGGAGACACAGCUGGGAGAGCCCUGUAUCACCCCUGGACUGCAAGCGCAGGUUCAGCCUGGAUGCCACAGAGAUGGGCAGUGACCCAGAGCAGGAGGAUGUGGCGAAGGGAAGCCUGUCCUGCCCGCAGCCUCUCGUGUCCCUUCAGCUGCCCAGGGGGGACCUGGAAACCUGGAGCCGCAGCGGGGGCGGCACGGUGAUCAAAGUGGAGAUAGAGCCAUUGCGCCCGAACCUCGCGGUCAGCCCCAGCUUUGAGGAGGCGGAAUAUGGCAGCAAUGGGAAGAGAUUGAGGUCAAAGUCUGUCCCAUCAGCCUGCGACAAGGUUGCCUCCCCUCAGAUAUCUUGCAGUUUCAACACUCCUCUUCCAGCCGUGGAAGGUAUUGAACCCCCUGCUCUGGAGAUGCUGGAGAAGGACCAUGUGUCCCCAGACCAUGUACUAAUUGUCCAGCAGGUACUUCAGGAACUGAAACAGUAUCAUGGGGCGAAGCAGAGAGCAUGUGUGAAAGAAAGCAGUGAUGCUUCCCAGCAGAACCUCACGUGGUUUGAGUUCCUGUCUAAUGAAAAUGAGGACAGUGGAAAGGCUGACAAAGCAGAGAGAAGCACAAAGGUGAUGCGACGUCUGAGUUCCCUGCGGAGCCGAGUCACCGGGUCUUGGCAGAAGGAUAAGGGUAAGAACAAAGAGCAGCCAAAAGAGAAAGACAAGGAGAAAGAGCCAAAGGAGCCAAAAGAGAGGUGGAAAGAGAUCAAUGGGCACCAGCUUGUGCCAGGGGUUUUCUCCAGUUGCACCAGCUGCUCAUUGUGUGCCAAACCUCUUAUGAAUAAAAGUGGUCUGCAGUGCCUGAAUUGUGCAGUGAAUGUCCAUAAGAACUGCAAGAAUUUACUGGCUGAAUGCAGCAGCGUCAGACCCAGGAAAGAUUUGCAGCACAGACCUUCUGGAUCUCCACAAAGUUCGUCCCAGUGCAUUUCCCCAGCCGCUUCUCUGAAGGAGCAGCCCCGAAGUCUUCUCCUGGGACCUGAUGGCACCCCAGUAUUAUCACGGAAUCUCGGUAUGACUAUCGCCCAAAGAGGAAAUUCUCAAUCUUCACUGAAUACUGCUGGAGCUGUUAAUAAAUUUGGACUAAUUCCAGGAGACAUGGAUGAAGGGGACUCUGGAUUUAUAAAAUUUAAGCAGACACCAGAUGAUGUUGUCUCACUUGCACCUUCAACAUCGGACUCCAUUUUUCUGGAAGAUACAUAUUCUGUGUCCCUCCGAAGUGAGAUAGAAGCAGAUGCUCUUGAGUUCGAGGCAGAGUCUUGGAGUGUUGCAGUGGAACAGCCUUAUGCAAAAAGGCAAAAGAAAGAAGUUAUAAAAAGGCAAGAUGUCAUCUAUGAACUAAUGCAGACUGAAAUGCAUCAUGUCAGAACACUGAAAAUUAUGCUGAAGGUAUACUCCAAAGCCAUGAGAGAGGAACUACAGUUCCCAAAUGCAGUCAUCAACAAACUUUUCCCCUGUGUGGAUGAGUUGCUGGAGAUGCACGGGCAAUUCCUGCUCCAAUUAAAAGAGCGACGAAGGGAGUCCUUGGAAGAAGGCAGUGACCGAAAUUAUAUUAUCCAGAACAUUGGGGACAUCUUGGUAAAGCAGUUUUCAGGUGAAAAUGGGGAGAGAAUGAAAGACAAAUAUGGUGUAUUCUGUUGUGGUCACAAUGAAGCUGUUAGUCACUAUAAAGACCUUCUCCAAAGCAAUAAGAAGUUCCAAAACUUAAUAAAGAAAAUAGGCAACUGUUCCAUUGUGAGGAGACUUGGUGUUCAGGAGUGUAUCCUUCUAGUUACACAGCGCAUCACCAAAUAUCCAGUGUUGGUGGAACGUAUUAUUCAGAAUACUGAAGCUGGAACUAAAGAUUAUGAAGAGCUGACUCAGGCACUCAGUUUAAUUAAGGACACAAUCACUCAUGUGGAUGCCAUGGUAAAUGAGUGUGAGAAGGGGCAGCGCCUUAAAGAGAUUAUGCAUAAAAUGGAGCUAAAAUCAUCUGGGAAAUGCAAGAAUGGGCUCUUCUUCCGGAAGGACGACAUGGGGCAGAGGCGUCUUCUGCUGGAUGGGAUGCUGUACUGGAAAGCUGCAUCAGGCCGACUCAAAGAUAUUCUAGCAGUCCUGUUAACUGAUGUACUUUUGCUAUUGCAAGAAAAGGACCAAAAAUAUGUAUUUGCAUCAGUGGACUCUAAACCACCAGUUAUCUCAUUGCAAAAGUUGAUUGUAAGAGAGGUAGCUAAUGAGGAAAAAGCAAUGUUCUUAAUUAGUGCUUCCUUAAAAGGACCAGAAAUGUAUGAAAUUCAUACAAGCUCAAAAGAAGAGAGGAAUUCCUGGAUGGCUCACAUUCGCAGAGCUGUAGAAAGCUGUCCUUAUGAAGAAGGAGGAAUGUUUAAUGAACCUGAAGCAGAAAGGAGACUGGCUGAAGCAAGAGCUGCUAAGUUAAAAGAUUUUCAAGAGCGUUUGAACAUGAAAGAUGACCUGAUUGUGCAAAGUCUGACUGAGAAGCAACAGAUUUAUCUAGAAAUGUCUGAAAUGAAUGGGUUUGAAGACCAUUCCCAAGGAGCCCGAUCUAGACUACUUCUUCGGGGGGAUAUCUCAGAGAAUCUGCAAGGAGAGGUGAUUUUGAAGUCUGCAGUGACAGAAGCUGAAAAUCUCCAAAACCUUAUCUUCACUCACUUGGGCAAUGGAUCCUGUCAGCCUGAAGAUAGCUUUGGGUCAGGACUCCCCAGGAGAGCAGAGACCUUUGGAGGAUAUGAUAGCAGCCCUUCAAUUUCAAAUAAGAAUGGUAGUUUUAGGAAGAACAGCGGUGGUGACCAGAGACAGUGGGACUGGAGGGGCCCUGCAGUAAGUUCAGAUGUGCAGCUCCAUGACCUCCCUUUUGAUGCAGAAGAAGGAUCUCAAACCAGUGAUGCAACAAGGCUGGAUGACAGCAGUGGUUUGCAGCCCACCAUAGAGUCUGAGCUUGUCCGAAGGAUACAAACGCUGUUACAGUUGCUCUUCAGUCUACAGGCAGUGAUAUCUCAGCAGGACAGCUAUAUUGAGAUGCAACGAGCUACCAUGGUAGACCGGGAGAAGCAAUACCGGCUGCAGUCUACACGAGGCAACCUGCUGCUAGAGCAGGAGAAGCAGCGUAACUUUGAAAAACAGAGAGAAGAACUGAUGAAUGUACAGAAACUUCAGAGCCAGCUGAAGCUGGAGCAGCAGCGCUGGGAACGGGAAAGAAGUCGGCAGCAAAGGGAAUUUGAAAGCACAGAAGCCCGGCUGCAGGAGCGCGAAGAGGAGAUUCGGCAGCUAAAAGAUAGGUUGAGUCAGGAGAAGGAAGAGCUAGAGAGGCAGCGAGAGGCCUAUCAGCAUGACCUAGAGAGGCUGCGGGAAGCUCAAAGAGCAGUUGAGAAAGAGAGAGAGCGCCUAGAUCAGCUAAGGAAGCUGAAGAAACAGAACACAGUCUCAGGCACGUGUUCCCCGGAAAUGGGACAGAAUCAGAUGCUGAGCCAUUCCAUUAGCUUCAAUGGAGAAGGGAUAGAACCAUCUCUGCCAGUCUUGAAAACCUCUGGGAGAGUGAGCGUCUCUGGGAUGGAUUACUUGGAACGGACAGAGCUGGUUCGUAGGGACAGUACCACCAUGGAGAAUCGUCCAGUUCUUGCACUGAAAAAUGAAGUGCCAAUACAUCUCCUGAGUGCAACUAAUCAAAUACAAAAACCAGCUGCAGUUCAGCAGCAGAUUCCUACUAAGCUUGCCACUUUUACAAAAGGAAGUAAAGAGAAAGGUGGGAAGAACAAAGCAUCUCAUAGGACAGACAGUUCAGCAUCUGUUGAUCAGAAACAGCUGAUUCCCCCCAAGCUUGUUGGACGAGAGGAGGGUGUCUUGAGAGGCAGGCGAUCAGCAAGUCCAGUCCUCCAAAGCAGCCAGACCACUGCAUUCCAGCCAGAACUGUAUGGCCCUACUGAUGCUCAGCCAGAAGCACUUUCAUCUGCCUCAGCAAACUUAUUCAGGCCCAAUAACGUUCCCGUCCAGACCCUGGUGGCCUCUCAGCCGACUCUGUUAAAUGUGCAAGAUGAUACCAGCAAAGAAGAUGUAAUUUUUUUCUAAUCAUUUUCAUUUAAAGAUUAGUCUUUUGACAUACUGUUUCACGAACUCGGGCCCAAAUGUUCAACGUGACAGAGACCUGAAGUGGAUGUCUUUUCAUCCCUGCUCCAUUAAUACUAGCAAAGACCAGACCAGGAUUACUGUUUUACUUUGUUGGCUUCUCUGCCAGCAGCUCAAAAUGAGAACACAGUAGUAGUAAUUUGCUUUUAAUUUUUCCAAACAUGGAAGUGUGGUGACACAUGGCAAGGGUAUAUAAAUUCAAAGCAUAUUAAAAUGCUGCUAUUUGCUGUAAUUUGCUCUCUUUGGUGAAUCUACACUCUUUGUGGGCACCAUCUUGUGAAGUAAACUGUUUUAAUUGGUGUUGAACCUCCUAGAUUUUUUUAUGUCAAAAUUUCAGUAGUAGGCCCCUGAAUGGCUGAGAAUUUUUAAAUCUGUUAUUACAGAUACGUGGUCAGUGUAAUGGAUUAUGCUAACUAUAUUUCAAUAACUAGUUAACUAGCAAGCCAGUCUCCUUACAGCCACUCACGGCUGACAUUGUGAUACCCCCCUUACAGGAGCCAGACUGGCAUCUCUGUUCUUUUAGUGAUUCAAUGGAACACAGGUUCCAUGGCCAGGUACAGUAGAAGAAAGAAGGUAAGCUUCUUAAGAGUCUUCAAGGGUCAGAAGCUCCACCUGCUUGUAGACCUGAAGGGUUGGACAUGUGAAAAUAUACAACGGUGAUGGAGAGCUGGACUAAAUGCACAUUUCUUUGGCCAUCAACUUGCACUAGGGGAUAACUGUGUCCUUAGAUACAUACUGGGUAGUUCUCUGUGUUAGCGAGAGCAGUGCAGAUUCCCAGGCAAAACUGAUGUUGGCUCAGAAUGAAUUUAGAGACUUGCAUUUUGUUCCUUGCUGAAGACAUAAGAAGCGUUUGAAUGCAGUAAUUUAUUGUCUUGCUUAAUCCUACGUUUUCUGCAUCUGUUGUUUGUCUGCUAGCUUGAUGGGACGUUACUCCAAGUAUCAGAAGAUAACAAAGCUGCUGUUACUGCAGAGACUUUUCUGCAACACUGUGUUAGGAAUGAAGGGAAUAGAACUGUUUCUUUAAAAAAAAUGAAAAAAAAAAAAACUAGCUAAACCUCCAUUGAUUUAGCUACUUAAAGCUAAACCAGCUUGGGCGCCUCUUAUUAAAUGGGUCAGUUCUUAAUCAUGAAAUGGUGAUGGUAUUAACAUAGUUCUGUUCAAAAGGCAUUUUGCCCCUUUGUAGUAAUUUGCACAGUCAUCUGGUGUGUGUUAUUUCAUUCUGUAUCUCAGUUUUUAUUAUACACUUCAGCUAAGGACCUGUAUUCGAAUACAUGUUGAAGGUGGCCAGUCAGAUAUAUUGGGCACAGAAGAGGUUGUUUAGAGGGGAUUGUUGCAGAAUUAGAGAAAUCAGUAUCUCGGAGCUUAAAAAUUUGGGUUGAUAUCUUUCAGAAUAUGAGUGAUAAUAGUUUUAUCAUAUCUUUAAGCCUAAUUUAAAAUGGUUUUAGCACAGGUGGGUGGAAUGCCUAAUCAGCUCUCCAUUCUGUUGUAUGGUAAGGGCACUGAAUGGCCAUCUAGCAGGUUCUUUUCAAAUCAUUGACUCUAUCUCAGUGGUUAGGGCCUAUGUGACAUUAGUAAUGUUCUUGUAGACAGUAACUUCACUUUGGUUGAAGGUUUUAAAAUUAGCUCAGUAGUUGCAGUGCAAGAAACAUUAUAAAUUUUCAGCAGAAAAUACGAAGUUUGUUUCCAGGCGGUGAUGAUUUGGGUUGUUGCCUCCAGACAAGAAAUUGAAAAAUCCAGAUGUACCGAUUGGUGUAAGAGGAAAAAGAUAAGCUAUGAAAUACUGAUUCUCUCUUAUGGAACAAGCACUCCUUCUGUAGUGCUUCUUGGGAUUUAAUGGUCAUUUCUUUGUGAACUGAUAUUCAAUAGAGUAGCAACGUUAUGAAUGAGAGGAGACUCCAAACCAUCUGCCUUGUUACCAGAACAAUUAUUACUAUUAAGUAGGACACACUUCACUAUUUACCAAGCAAUACUUUGGUAUUAUCAUCAGUCUUGCAGAACUGGUGCAGAUUAUCAAUGGUUAGAUUUGCAGAACACUGUAUGGUCACUAUUGAGAACAUAGUGAUUUUUGUAUUGUUGUGAUACGAUGUUGAUGAUGGUUAGAACAUAGUUCUACGUUGUAUUCAUUUUUGUAUUCUUAAAUGCUAGGUUGAAAUGGAAGGGAAUUCUUAAAAUAAACAGUUCUGAUCAAGCCAGCAUGUGAGGUCCAACAGCUUUAAGGAAUGAAUUU
Molecule: messenger RNA, 7090 nt
Organism: Struthio camelus australis
Lineage: Eukaryota; Metazoa; Chordata; Aves; Struthioniformes; Struthionidae
Gene: ARHGEF18
Product: Rho/Rac guanine nucleotide exchange factor 18
Biological process (GO): small GTPase-mediated signal transduction
Molecular function (GO): guanyl-nucleotide exchange factor activity
Source: RefSeq, a predicted model, not a curated record